Messenger RNA from Impatiens glandulifera, 675 nucleotides. RefSeq lists its product as uncharacterized. NCBI's taxonomy places the organism in Eukaryota, Viridiplantae, Streptophyta, Magnoliopsida, Ericales, Balsaminaceae. The transcript has 3 exons. Bases 1 to 675 code for a protein of 224 amino acids. The record is from RefSeq and is a predicted model, not a curated record.
AUGGCAAGUUUUGUUAAUACUAGCAAAUUGAGCUUGAAGAUUUUUUAUGAUAAAAAGAGUAAGAAAGUAUUGUUUGCAGAAGCAGACAAAGAGGCAGUUGAUUUUCUAGUUUGUAUUCUUUCUCUACCAUUAACCACAGUCACAAGGCUCCUCUCCAAAUCAGUGAUAAGAAUGGUCGGAUGUUUGAAUAAUUUCCGUGAGAGUGUUUCGAACAUGCAUAAAAUCAACUUCCCUGAUGGCGAGAACAAGGUUUUUCUCUUAAAGCCAUUGCACUCUUGCUCAGUACAGGCACCUUUCUUGCUGCCGGAUCGUGCCAUCUAUAAGAUCUACAAAUGCUCAACUCACAAUUAUAAAUAUACUAUUAGCUCGACCGAAAAUGGUAAAAUAUGCUCUUGUUUAAAUGGCGUUCCAAUAGAGGGAGGGAUAGUUAAAGCAGGCAGUGGCAUUGCUAUUCUGAAAGGUUAUGUGAAAUAUAUUGUGAUGGAUAAUUUAUUGGUCAAACCAAUUUCAAGCAUGUCUAGAAUUUGUUUGUUGAAAGAUUUCAAUGUCAAGGAUCUUGGUAAUGUUCACGAAAUAGUGGUUGAUUUGGGCUUCGAUGAGGGUCUUAUGAUAUUAAAGGCAGCUAUGGAAGGGGAGUCGGUAUUUACAAGUGUAUUCCUUCAGAAAUUGGUGUAA